UGACAGAUCCAUCGUCCAUGUUUUCUAUACUCCCUACAAAGUCUAUCCUAGCUCGAAUUGUGGUGUACAGCGUGUUGCCGUUUCGCGUCCCCGAUGCGUCAGCUUGUCAAACCCGGCGCGCCCAAAGCGGACAGCAGCGCUCGGUCGCGCCGUCCCGCCGUCGGACCAAAGGCGAAGGAGAAGCCGGCGGCGGCCAGCGGACACCGGCGGCUGUGCUGCCUCGCCGUCCUCGCCGUGACCAUCUUCCUCUGGUACCGUUUCUCCCUGCUCGACGACGAUGCAAAAGGCGACGCCGACCCGUGCCAGGGGCGGUACAUCUACGUGUGCAAGCUGCCGGCGCGCUUCAACGCCGACAUCAUCCGCGACGCCUGCCGCGACACCGACGCCGGCGGCGAACGCUUGUGCGCGUCCGUCGGCAACGCCGGCCUCGGCCGGCCGCUGGAGGAUCCGGCGGACGGCGUGCUCACCGGCGAGAAUGGGUGGCACGGCACGCGCCAGCUCGCGCUCGACGUCAUCUUCCACAACCGGAUGAAGCGGUACGAGUGCCUCGCCAACCGAUCCACCGUGGCCACCGCCAUCUUCGUCCCGUUCUACGCCAGCCUGGACUUCGCCCGCCACGCUACCGGCCGCGACAACGCCACGAGGGACGCCGCGGCGGCGGACGUCGCGGACUGGCUCAGGUGGCGGCCCGAGUGGGACCGGCGCGCGGACGGCCACGACCACUUCCUCGUCGCCGGGAGAGCGGCGCGGGACCUGAUGAGGGACGGCAGCGGCCCGGACUGGGGCACGAACCUCCUCGUCACGCCGGCGGGCCGGAACAUGUCGGCGCUCGUCCUGGAGUCCUCGCUGCACGAGGCGACCAGCGGCUUCGCCGUGCCGUACCCGACCUACUUCCACCCCAGGACCGACGCAGACGUGUUCCGGUGGCAGGAAAGGGUGCGCGGCCUGCGGCGUAGGUGGCUCAUGGCGUUCGUCGGCGGUGAGACGCGGCAGGCGCUGGAAAGCCCAGCAACCACCAACGAUCACGUCAUGGCGCAAUGCAAGGCGUCGGAGUCUUGCGGCCACCUGAAGCUGGGGCGCUGCGCCGCCGGGAGCACCAGCCAGUGCCACUCGCCGGUCAACGUCAUGCGUCUGCUCCAGAACGCGACGUUCUACCUGCAUCCGCCGCCCGGCGGCGACUCGUACACGCGGCGGUGGGCGUUCGACUCGAUGGUGGCCGGGUGCAUUCCGGUGUUCUUCAACCCGGCGUCGGCCAGCCUGCAGUACAAGUGGCACCUGCCCAAGGACUACACCAAGUACUCGGUGCUCGUCCCGGAGGUUGGCGUCCGAGCGGGCACAGUGAACAUCGAGGCCACGCUCCGGGCGAUCCCAGCGGCGACGGUGGCGCGGAUGAGGGAAGAGGUGGUGAGGCUCAUCCCGACGGUGGUCUACGCCGAUCCCACUGCGAAGCUCGAGACUGUCAAGGACGCCUUCGAUAUCGCCGUCGAGGGGAUCCUCCACAGCGUGGCGAGGCCUCGGGCUUGAUUAAAUUUCCUUGCACAAAUUUUGUCAAUAUUUUCAUGGAUCAGUGGUACUCCAUGUCUCCACGAUUCAUUGUACGUUACGUUUACGAUGUCUCGUCCUCCCUCUCUCACGGUCUCGUGCUCGGUGCUCUUAAUUAGCAAGUUGAAACUUUGUUUUUUCGAUAAAAGAUACCUUAUUAUUUAUAUAUAAAAAGUUUAGCAA
Messenger RNA from Lolium perenne, 1725 nucleotides. Its product is annotated as xyloglucan galactosyltransferase KATAMARI1 homolog. Gene Ontology annotation, molecular function: glycosyltransferase activity. NCBI's taxonomy places the organism in Eukaryota, Viridiplantae, Streptophyta, Magnoliopsida, Poales, Poaceae. The record is from RefSeq and is a predicted model, not a curated record.